This is a messenger RNA of Prosopis cineraria, 639 nucleotides long. Its product is annotated as trypsin inhibitor-like. Lineage: Eukaryota; Viridiplantae; Streptophyta; Magnoliopsida; Fabales; Fabaceae. Gene Ontology annotation, molecular function: endopeptidase inhibitor activity. The coding region runs from base 1 to 639 and encodes 212 amino acids. The record is from RefSeq and is a predicted model, not a curated record. The transcript has a single exon.
AUGAACACUAGCGCACUGCUCGCAUCCUCCUUCUUCCUUGCUCUCUUUGCCUUCACCGGAGCUGAGUUUAUAUAUGACUCCGACGGUGACAUUGUAAGCAAUGGAGGCAAGUACUACUUAUUGCCCCGUCGUGAAGGAGGCGGAGCAAUUAAGGGUGCUACCAUUAACAAGCCUAAAAGUAGGUCGUGCUACCUUGCUGUCGUUGCAGAACCAUUGAACGAGAAUGGCUGGGCAGUGAAAAUCGGGACGCCAUACCGUUUGUUUCACAUCUCCGACGACCAUCCCUUAAACGUAUCGUUCGCCAGAUUGCCUUCAAAUGCCUGCACUCACUCACCCAGUUGGAUCGUCGCAAGUGUCACUGGCUUGGACACAGAUCCGGUGAUGGUUGGUAAGCCUGAAGAAUUUUCAGUUCCUCGUUCUGGUUAUUUCUACAUCAAGAAAUAUGAGUCUACCCAGUUCUAUAGCUUCGUCUUCUGUUACUCAACAUCCUCGUGUGGAUAUGUUGCUUUGAAGCUGGAUAAGUAUAGCAACUACCGUUUGGUCGUCACACAGGACAGAAGCGUACGUCCAGUGAUAUUCAAGCUUGUCAAAGCAACUAGUGAGGACGUGGAAUCUGGUGGCAUAUCCAUGGUGGUUUGA